CUGGCGUUGGCCUGUCAAAAUUUAUUUACGUCGGAAAAUGUUUUGACAUCCAAUUGCGGUUAUGUAGACUGAUUCAAAUAUUUCUGAUGGCUUCCGUGAAUCGUUUGCUUCCACCGCCGCAUGUUUUUUAUACUGAACUACAAGAGCGAGCUGAUUUAGCAGAAGAGCGUCGACACAAACGGUUCCUCGCAGUCCUACUAUUGCAACGUUUUGCAAGAGGUUUCCUUAUCAGAAAACACAUCGCAUGGUUGUCGCAGAAUGCAACUAUUAUUCAAUGCGCGUUCAGAGUCCACAUUGCUCGCAAAGCUUACAGAAUGGCUCUGAGAAGGGCUGUCCGACACAAACAUGCCAAGCAUUAUGACCGAGCCGGUAAAAUCAUACAGGCCCUCUGGCGCGGACAUUAUUCGAGGCGAACUAAAUUUUGCUACCGAUCAUAUCGCCGUUGGUUGGUCACGGUGACGGAGCGUGGUGAGAGACGAGUUGCAGAAGCUAUCGAGUUCGGCAUCAGAAGCAGAGCUGACGACCUGAGAAUUCUAGAAGAAGAAGCACGUCAAUGGCUUGCCUUUGUCGUGUUCAAACUACACCAUUUAUUGAGGACAUACGUCUGUGCCGGAGUUUAUUCCGAACCGGGGACAACACAACUAUCUGAAUUCGAGAAGCUCCUCAAAUCUAUCCAUUACACGGAUUACAUGAAAAGAUUGAAGCGUAAAUAUGAUGAGUUCGUGAGAAAACACCGACCGGGUUUUUCCAAUAAGAGGUUAUUUCCAAUAAUAGGGGACGGAUCGGACUAUUGGUAUUUAUCUUUGGCCGAAAUGUACGAAUUGACGGCUCCGAGGCCAAAAAAAGAAGACACGCGACAUUUAGCCAGGCAUCAUGGUGCUAUCCAUAAGGAGCCUUUUUUGUGGAAGAUGGUAAGACUUCGAACUAAUUUGGAAGGCAGAGGUCCUUUUACACCGCCGAAGUCUCCCACACCACGGUCGCCGCCCGCCCCAGCUCCCACGCCUACUCCAGGUGGAGACACAGUUCCGCAAAAGGAUCCCCGAUUCCACCUUUAUGUCAGACAUUACACACCACAACCAGCCUUGUUCGAUUACGUCGAUUUUCAUAUAAACGUGUUACUAACCAGGAAAUGUUCGGUGGAGAACGUCGAUAAAUAAAAAAAUGUUGGUGAGCGAUAAGAGCGCCCGAGUGGUGUUUUUGAAAUCACUUGGUUUUUA
Messenger RNA from Manduca sexta (tobacco hornworm), 1217 nucleotides. RefSeq names its product spermatogenesis-associated protein 17. The transcript has 2 exons. The record is from RefSeq and is a predicted model, not a curated record. Bases 87 to 1157 code for a protein of 356 amino acids. Gene Ontology annotation, molecular function: protein binding. Lineage: Eukaryota; Metazoa; Arthropoda; Insecta; Lepidoptera; Sphingidae.